CUUUUUUAUUGGCUCGACAAAGAGUUGCAGCCUCAGGAACGCGGUUAUUGGUGCCUCAUUUCUGCCUGGGCGUUCCUUCAAGCCUCAUAAAGCUGAGCCAUCUCCCGAGUCCUCCUGCGAUCCUCAGACGACGAGUCGACGACUCGACGACUCGAACUAGGCAGCCUUUUGUCUUGUCCCCGUUGCCGACUCCGCUCUGUCAACAGAAGCCUCUACCAAAAUCAGCCUUGCUGGUUGUGUUUUGGAUGGCUGAGGCGGAUUUUGUCAACUGUAAAUACAUCGUCCCUCCCUUAGUCUCCGUGUACAAACUCUCCUUUGUCGCUCCCUUGUAUCAAUGACGUCUCGUUGCAAACCUUGGACCACAUUUUGGAAAGAACUGUUCACCGCUAUCGUUCGACAGCAGUGAUAUCCUUAGAUUUUCUCAAGAAGCCUACUCGCAUACGCCUGUGACGAUCUCUGGUUGAACCCCGAUCAACUGCGAUCUCUUUGGACAACACUCAUUCGCGCUGGUUCUCGGACAAAAUCCAUUACUGCAACUCAGAGAGCGGCCCGCAAGAGGCUUCCAGGUUCCUAAGUCUUCGCACUACAGUUGGUCUCACUUUACCUGUAUCCUGAAAGGUAAAGUUACCGGCUGUUGACUGUCAGAGCAUUGCCGGCAUUGAUAUUAAACUCAGAAUACUGAUGCAGGUCAGAUCUGUGACAUGGACCAUCUGUAGGACUGCGCUGGCUACUCACACAUACUAUUUGACCCCUGUGGCAUCAUAUCCCAAUAUCUUCGUCGUUGGGCUUCCUCCUAGGUGAUCCCACUCAUCUUUGCGACCGACCGGACCAAAAUGGAAGCAACGCAAGAAUCAACUCAGCCCUGCACGGAUCCUCGGCGCGCGGGUUUUAGUAAUUCUGGACUUGAGGGACAAGAUCUGGAAGACGUCAUAUGUAUCCUCCAUCCCAGCUCGCCUGCGGCCCUCGAGGCAGUGGCUGCAACGGCUCAUGUCGCACCAUGGCAUAUUCUGCAGCAAGACAUGGUACAUGGAGGCUCUCUAGACAUUGCUCUUAGACUUUCGUCGAAAGUAAAAGACCCGAAUAUGGGGUUUUGCUUUGGGCGUACGCUCGGCCGUUCAGAUAUUCUCCUCGCUGCCGAUUCUACAUCAAGGCGUAUCUCCAACACUCACUUUCGCAUCUACCUCACAGAGCAGUCCAUUCUCAUGCUAGAGGACAUGUCGACCAAUGGCACUAUUGUAGACGAUUUUCGUCUUCGCAAGAGAGAAAAGGAUAACAGCAGAAUGUUAGUCCACGGAUCCGUUAUCCAAGUGGUCAAUGGUGAGAAUUCUAAAGACGAGGUCAAGUUUGUGGUACGCGUGCCCAGUAGGGAUGGGCAUAGUGAUACAUUCAACAAAAAUCUCGAAGAAUACAUUGAUGAUCAUGUUCAAGAAAAACGACCCGGCGCUGUGCAACCUGCACGCCGCUUACCGUCAACCCAUAGCCUGCAGUCUUGGAAUACCUUCGGGAUGCAUUGGUCGGGCGGCCCGACGUACAAUGUCACGGGGCAGAUAGGAAAGGGAGCUUUCGCCGUGGUGUAUAAGCUAGCCACAAAGCAGCAUGGUCAUGUCUUUGCUUGCAAGGAACUUGACAAACGUCGUUUUAUGAAGAAUGGUGUUCUAGAUCAAAAGGUCGAUAAUGAAAUGAGGAUCAUGAAGGACCUCAAGCAUCCAAACAUUGUCCAGUUCAUUGAACACAAAGAGCACGACAGGUGGUUUUACAUUAUUAUGGAGUAUGUUCCUUGUGGAGAGCUGUCUGCAUACCUGGCGGUUGGGAAGCUCCAGGAAGACAUGGUUCAAAUCAUUGCUCGGCAGAUUCUUCAUGCGCUCCGGUAUCUUCACAAGCGAAAGAUCACACAUCGUGACAUCAAGCCUGACAAUAUUUUGAUUGCGUCUCAUGAUCCUCUGAAGGUGAAGCUCUCCGACUUCGGUCUGUCGAAAGUUGUGCAAGAAGAGACCUUCCUCAAAACCUUCUGCGGAACGCUUUUAUACUGCGCUCCAGAAGUUUACCCCGAAUAUGAGAUGUACCGCCGUGGCGAGGUGAGGAAGCGACGCAGACUAGGUGAUCCGCCACCGAAAACUUCACCGUAUGAUCAAUCCGUCGAUAUGUAUUCUUUGGGUGCUGUUCUCUAUCAUAUCUUAGCCGGUAUUCCUCCAUAUACAGGCCGAGGCGAUGAUCGAGGAGCCCAGAUGCUACGAACCAUCAUGACUACCGAGCCGAACUACAAUAUCCUACGUAGUGCCGGCGUUUCGGAAGCGGGUGUCGAUUUCGUUUCCAAGCUACUAAACCGUGACCCCCAACUUCGGCCCAAGGAGCAAGAAUGCCUCAAGCACCCAUGGAUAGUUGACGUCCCAGAUCUAGACGAAUACGAGGAUGAUAUGAUGUCCGACUCUUCAGGCGGGCUUUCCGACAUAGGAGAAGAUGCCGAGGAACUGGAUGCCUCUCAGAUCUCCCUUGAGGACAAUGUGGAUUUCGAAGCCGAGCUAGGUCCAAAUGACAGCGACCUGGCUCAGUCGAAGCGACCUAGGAUCGAGUCACCCCCUGAUGAUGUUCGCUACCCAUCGCUUCCGAAUAUCGGGAUCUCUCCGGACGUUCAGCAAUCUACUCCCAGGCGCCUUUUUGGAGAAAUAACAUCAUCCGCUGUGCGCAGCUCCCAUGCCUUGGGAGAUGGCAUGGAUGCCUUUGAGGAUAGCAACUUCAGCAUCCACGAUUUUGUUUCUUCCACCGGUGAGUCCAUGAUCAGUGAUGGCAUGAGUCUCAACUCCGUCCUGUCCCUCCCGGAAAACCCGGUUACUGGAUCGGCACUUAGCUUACUGGGCGCUGAGAACCUGGUUCGGCAGCUCAACAUGAAUUCGUGGCACCCUGGCACUUCAAGCAGCCCUCUCCUCUCCACCGAGGCACCAAACCAUCGACCCAGUAACGAUGCCGCGGCCGGCGACGAUGAGGAUCGGGAGCAGGUUCGGCAACUCGACUCUGACCCGACGCCUAGGGCCGCCAAGUUUAGCCGACGGAUCGAGUUACCAAUCCCGGAUACUGCGAGUGAACGUUCCAGCUCGGAUGAUAGUGCUACGCGGCGCACAACCGGCCUCGACAGCGAAUCCGCAACCUCGGCAGGCGAGAUCUUUGACAUCGAACUUGCCCAUACCAUGGACGCCAAAACCGGUCUGCCGAUACCCGACGAAUCUGAGAGAUUGGGAUUCCAACCGCGGGCUGAGCCUGGCCAAGUUGGCGGGCCUGUCGUAAUUCCCAGGCUGCUUAUUUCACCCGACCAGUCACGACCCCUGUAUGGUAAAUUAAGAACGGUUCCUGGGUCAAUCUUGGACCUUACCCUACCCCUAAAGGAGCGAAUGACAUCCUGGGGCCGUGGUCCUCUAGCGAGUAUCUGUUAUCCUGACCCAUUGGAUGCUCGAGUCCCAGCUUAUGCCCUCGAAGUGACUUUUUGGACACCUGGAAUCGAGACGCGCAUUGCUUCUGGACAGGACUGGAAGACUGAACCCGGGCUGAUGUCUGUUCUCUCAACGAAGACGCGCAAGUGCAUUUGGGUGAACGACAUCGAGCUCCGCAAAGGGCCAGAUGGGCGUGUUCAUUACGGCAAGUUGUAUACCGGUGACAUCAUCACGAUAUACCGCGGCCGCAAUGCAUUCCUCAAAUUCAGAUGCGAGUUCUAUAUUGGAGACAGCGUGCGCGAGCGGCCAGAGCAUGAAAAGGGGUUCUCGGUCCGCAGACAUCUGAUGGCUAAAGAUUCGGCGGCUAACCAACAGCCUGUGCAGCAGAAGGCACAUGGAAAGGUCUAAUGCUGUGUUUGUAUACUGGGUUAUGGGCGGUGUUGAUUUCAAGCAAAAUCUGGACUUUAUACGACGGCUUGAAAAGAAUGUCAUUGUCUAACCCUUGCUUGGUGUUGCGUUUUGGAGUUCUCGUCUCGAAUAGGAGAAAACACGCAGAAAAGAAAAACAGAGAGACAAACGAAAAUGAUUUGAUGUGGAUGAGAGAGAAAACUUGGAAAGCGACACAUGUAUCUUUACUCUGGCUCAUCUAGAAUAAUGUGGAAGUCAUACUCUGCCUAGGCCACCAUGUGGCCGAAAACGGAGUGCUCUCUUGUACGGAGUACUUACAUAGCGCUGUGUUCUUCAGCCCAACCUUGCGAACUGAACCCUUAGACGUCUCCUUGAAACGAACAAAACGCGGAACUAGCAGUGAUCAUUCGCUUCCGGUCUGAUACUGGCUCCUCUUGAAGGUCCACGCAAUGUCUCAGCUUGACCCCGUGCACCCCAAGUCUCCCCUUCUGAAACCAAGUCGCGGAUCCGUUGUCUCUUUGAAAUGGCCAGGUACUAGUAAGAUGAAGGACAGUAUAGAAGCUCAUCUAUCACAUAAAUAGCAAAAGGCCUCCCAUUAAGUUUCAUUGCACAACCUUCAG
Messenger RNA from Aspergillus calidoustus, 4450 nucleotides. NCBI's taxonomy places the organism in Eukaryota, Fungi, Ascomycota, Eurotiomycetes, Eurotiales, Aspergillaceae. The record is from the annotation of a GenBank genome assembly.